GUCCUGUCUGUUGUUUACGUUUAGCCACCAACAUGGAGGACGAGGUGGAUGUUGAUAUCGAGGGAGACGAGUCUGACAGCAGUAUUAGUGAGCUGGACGGAGGAGGUUUAGUCCAGGAGCAGCAGUUCAUCCAGUCUGCGUGGAAGAGCAGCGCAGGGAUACUGCCAUGGGAGCUGGACAGCUCCAUCAGCCCAGAGAACAGAGAGGUGAUAGAGAGGAUGCUGCUGGAGGAACAAUACUACCUGACAGGUGAGGGGAUUCCUGACCAUAUAUGGGAAAGUGAUGCUCACAACCAGCCCAAAGUGAAGAAGUCUCCAGCCAAGACGUCGGCCUCAGGAUCAUCCUCUCGUUGGUCCAAACAGGAGAAAGAGCUGUUUGAGGAAGGACUGGCUCAGUUUGGUCGAAGGUGGACAAAGAUUGCCAAGUUGGUGGGCAGCCGUUCUGUUCUUCAGGUCAAGAGCUAUGCCAGACAGUAUUUCAAACACAAGGCCAAGUCAGAACCCAGAGCUGCAGCUCCCUCUGCAGGUCCUGCGCUGCACCUACAACCUCCUCAGCCCACUUCCAGUCAUGUAUCCACUCUGUCAAACACUGUCCGCAUAGAGAAGCUUUCUGAUGAAGAGGACGAGGAGGUAGACAUCACUGACGACCUGAGCGAUGAUGGAGAGGGUGACAGUAAACUGCAGACUGUGGUCAAAACUGAGCUCUGUGAGCCAGAGAAGAUAACGGGCACUGAGUUCCAGACGGACGCAGACGAGCAGAAAGAGGCAGGUCUGAUUGAGACGAAGGACCAACCCAGCCACACGACGCUGUCUCCACAAAGUCCUCAACCCUCAUCUUGCCUCCCUUCCUCAACUGGGCCAGAUGAGAAAGGCAUAGAGAGAGUAUUACUACCUCCAAAGAACUUUCAGUCAGGAGCUCAGACAGACUCAGAGCAAAUGGACGAUGAGAAUGAAGACCAGAGCUCCCAGUGUGAGAGCUCAGCACAGACUGGCCAACUGGAAGAGGCCUGUAGUGAUGACACAGAUGCUGCUGAUAAAGCUGAGCGGAGUCCAGCUGAUGGACCAGAGGAAGACCAGGAGGAGGAAGAGGAGGAGGAGGAAGAGGAGGAACUUAAGGCCCCUGAGCAGGAAAUAGAGAUGGACACGGAGGCCAUCACUGAGGAUGAGAAACAAGCAAUCCCAGAGUUCUUUGAGGGACGACCAUCCAAGACCCCUGAGAGAUACCUCAAGAUCCGAAACUACAUCCUGGAUCAAUGGUUGAAGAGUAAGCCCAAGUACCUGAACAAGACGUCAGUGCGCCCUGGACUGAAGAACUGCGGAGACGUCAACUGCAUCGGGAGAAUACACACCUACCUGGAGCUCAUUGGAGCCAUCAACUUCAACUGUGAGCAAGCAGUCUAUAAUCGCCCAAAGGUGGUGGAUCGCUCCAAGCAUAAGGAGGGCAAAGAUGUGCUUGAGGCGUACCAGCUCGCCCAGAGACUGCAGAGCAUGCGGACCAGGAAGCGCCGUGUGCGGGACAUAUGGGGAAACUGGUGUGACUCUAAAGAUCUGGAGGGACAGACGUAUGAGCAUCUGAGUGCUGAGGAACUCGCUCUGCGGAGAGAAGAGAUGAAGAAGCAGCCUAAACCCUGCAAGACCUCCAGAUUCAAAGGGUCGUUUGAUCCCUUCCAGCUGAUUCCCUGCAGGUCUUUUGGAGAGGAUGUACAGGAACCAUUCCAGGUCAUUGUGUGUGCAGAGACUCUUCUCAUAAUGGACAUGCAUGCCCACGUGUCGCGGGGGGAAGUCAUUGGUCUGCUCGGUGGAACUUUCAGUGAAGAAGAGAGAAUAUUAAAGAUCUGUGCUGCAGAGCCAUGCAACAGUGUGAGUACAGGUUUGCAGUGUGAGAUGGAUCCCGUGUCUCAGACACAAGCCUGUGACGUGCUGUCGUCCCUUGGCUUCAGUGUGGUGGGCUGGUACCACUCACAUCCCACCUUCCACCCCAACCCUUCAGUCCGGGACAUAAACACACAGGACCAGUUCCAGAGUUAUUUCUCACGUGGCGGAGCCCCCUUCAUCGGGAUGAUAGUGAGCCCAUAUGACCCAGCCAAUGCCUCCCCCCAUUCCCAAACUACCUGCUUAUUGGUGAAAGAGAGCCAGGGGCCUUCAGGACCACAGAAGCUGCCCUUCAGAUUCGACUUCCUGUCAUCACAAGACAUUCCUGACUGGGAACAGACGUUGAGAAGAGCUCAGUGGAUCAUCCACAAAUACUGUCAAACACCUGGGAGUGUGCAGAUGGACAGAUUUUUCCGAAAAGAUUCCCAUCUCACCUGUCUGGAGAAGAUGCUGUCAUCUCUGGCCAGGUACCUGGAGCCCCUGCCAGAUGAGGAGGGAGACCCCUUCCUCACCCAGAUCCAGGCACUUUUCCAGUCAGACUUUAUUGCCAAGCAGCAAUCAUGUGACCAGGAAGAAGGGGAAUCUUUAAAUAUCUCAUCCAGACCAUUGGACUCAGAUGACUUUGCUUUUCAUCAGCUGAUCAGUGAGGAGAGGCCCCAGACGGGAGGAAGAGGCUCUGAUCUGGACUCUGGCAGAGCUUCAGACAGCAGCGUACAGCCUCCCACACCGACCACAGACACAACCUCUGAGCCAGUGUUGCAUCUGGGCUCCGUGCUGUCGACUGAACAUGACUAUUUACUGUGAUGGUCCAUAUAUCAGACCGUUCUUAACACAAUAUUCAACAAAGUAUAAGCUUUUAUGUGAAUAUGAAAUGAUUUUGUAUCAGUGUUACCAACUUAUUCAUUUAGUUUUUUAACAUUUUAUUAUUUUAGAAAAGUCCUUUAACCAAAAAUUAGAAAGAGAGGGAGAGAGUGUGUGUGUGUUAUUGAGGGAAAAAAGCAUUUCACUUUUUCAGUUUCUUUUA
Molecule: messenger RNA, 2895 nt
Organism: Epinephelus lanceolatus (giant grouper)
Lineage: Eukaryota; Metazoa; Chordata; Actinopteri; Perciformes; Serranidae
Gene: mysm1
Product: Myb-like, SWIRM and MPN domains 1
Molecular function (GO): protein binding; metallopeptidase activity
Source: RefSeq, a predicted model, not a curated record